AUGUGUCACCUGCUGCAGGUGACCCUGCCGUGGCAGGGGCUGGACUCGACGCUCUCCAGAGAUCCCUUCCAGCCCUGACAAUUCCGUGAUCCGCGGCCUCCCGGCCCUUGCCCAGAGGACGAGGCAGGAACGCUUGUGCGCGGGCUGUUCUUUCCGGGGGAAGCGGCGGGGCGGACGCGGUGCCCGCGGCCAUGGAGCGGCGGGAGCAGCGGGAGCCGCAGGAGCAGCGGGAGCCGCGGGCCGCGGCCGUGGAGCGGCUGGACGGGGUGACGCGGGAGCGCUUCCUGCGGGACAUCUACCCGCGGAGAAAGCCAGUAGUGCUGACAGGACUGGAACUGGGUGCUUGCACCACCAAAUGGACAACAGAUUACUUGAGCCAAGCUGAAGGAUCUAAAGAAGUGAAGAUUCAUGUUUCUGCAGUGCCACAGAUGGAUUUCCUCAGUAAGAACUUUGUGUAUAGAACUCUGCCUUUUGAUGUAUUUGUACGAAGAGCAGCUGAAGUCAAGCACAAGGAGUACUUUCUUACUGAGGAUGAAAAGUACUAUUUGCGAUCAGUGGGUGAAGAUGUUAGGAAGGAUGUUGCAGAUAUCAGGAAGCAGUUUCCUAUUUUAGCAGAAGAUGUUCAUAUUCCAGAGUAUUUUGAGAAGGAACAGUUCUUCUCUAGUGUCUUCCGCAUCAGCUCAGCUGGACUACAGUUAUGGACACAUUAUGAUGUAAUGGACAACUUCUUAAUCCAAGUCACAGGGAGAAAACGAGUUGUUCUGUACAGUCCUCGAGAUGCACCAUAUUUGUAUUUAUCAGGUACUAAAUCGGAGGUGCUGGAUGUGGAUAACCCAGACAUGGAGAAAUAUCCCCUUUUUGUGAAAGCCAAGCGCUAUCAGUGUGUUUUGGAAGCAGGAGAUGUGUUAUUUAUUCCAGCUUUGUGGUUCCAUAAUGUGAUUUCUGAGGAAUUUGGAGUGGCACUGAAUGUCUUUUGGAAGCACCUUCCUGCUGAGUCCUAUGAUAAGACUGACACUUAUGGAAAUAAAGAUCCCAUGGCAGCCUCUAGAGCUAUACAGAUCUUGGACAGAGCCUUGAAAACACUUGAAGAACUACCUGAGGAAUAUAGGGAUUUUUAUGCUCGGAGAAUGGUGUUACGUAUCCAAGAAAAAGCCUACAGGAAUGAUUAUGGAUAAAGUAAGACACUGCAAUUCAGCAAGGUCCCUUGCAAGUAGAAAAUUGUAUGUUAGUAUGGAAACUGUCCAUAUGUACUUACAUACACUUUCUGUGAGACCAAUAAAAACUGUCAAUAAACAUUCAUCUCUAACAAA
Molecule: messenger RNA, 1310 nt
Organism: Passer montanus (Eurasian tree sparrow)
Lineage: Eukaryota; Metazoa; Chordata; Aves; Passeriformes; Passeridae
Gene: TYW5
Product: tRNA-yW synthesizing protein 5
Exons: 8
Coding region: 192-1175 (327 amino acids)
Biological process (GO): wybutosine biosynthetic process
Molecular function (GO): tRNA binding; 2-oxoglutarate-dependent dioxygenase activity
Source: RefSeq, a predicted model, not a curated record